Rhinichthys klamathensis goyatoka is the source of this 1505-nucleotide messenger RNA. Its product is annotated as kelch domain-containing protein 1. NCBI's taxonomy places the organism in Eukaryota, Metazoa, Chordata, Actinopteri, Cypriniformes, Leuciscidae. The record is from RefSeq and is a predicted model, not a curated record. Bases 188 to 1405 code for a protein of 405 amino acids. Gene Ontology annotation, molecular function: protein binding. The transcript is spliced from 12 exons.
UGUUUCAGAUAAACCCUUUGUUUGUAAAAGUAUUGAUUAAGAUGACUGACAGAAAACUAAAGAGACAGAAGCGCUCUUUCACACACGCGCACGCGCGUCGCUGCAUGUUGUUGUUUUGCGCGUGACACGAGCUGCCAGAUCCAGUCCCUCGGUUACUGUACUAAUAUCAGCACUAUUAAUAAUCGUGAUGAGUGAAACAGUGGCUCGAGAGAGAAGCGGACACACCGCGGCGGCGGACGGACAGUAUUUAUAUGUCUGGGGUGGUUAUGUGUCGGUGGCAGAACAUGAAGUUUUUCUUCCAAAUGACGAGCUUUGGCUGUAUGACUUAGAAACUGGGUUAUGGCUCAGGCGUGGCAUGUCCGGGACGGUUCCCCCGUCUCUCUCCGGGACCUGUGGCUGUAUUGUGAACGGACUCCUGUAUAUAUUCGGAGGCUGCUGUGAUGAUGGACAGACUAAUGAACUCUACUCAGUGGAUCUCCACGACGGGGCGUUCAGCUGGAAGAAGCUCGAGCCCCAGUCCGGGUCUCCGCCGUCGCCGCGAGACAAACUGUCCUGUUGGGUUCAUAAAGGAAGAAUGGUGUACUUCGGUGGAUAUGGCCACAAGCUGCGCAGCGACAUCAGGGACCCGAAGAGCUUCGCUGUGGAUGAAGCAUCAUGGGCCGAGGACGUCUUCUGGGGGUGGAGCAGUGAAACACACGAGUUUGAUCCGGGGAGCAGAAGAUGGACUGAACCUCAGACCUUUGGUCGCGCUCCCGCACCGCGAGCCGCUCACGCUAGUGCUACGAUCGGCAGUAAAGGUUUCGUAUGUGGAGGGAGAAUAAAGGAAACUAGAACAUGUGAUGUGUUUUGUCUGGAUUUGAAUUCAUGGACAUGGUCAGAAAUCGUCUCCUGCAGCGUCUCUCCCUCGGGUCGCUCAUGGCACACACUCUCACCAGUGUCUGACUCCGCACUCUUUCUGUUCGGUGGACUCAGUGAAGACUGCAGACCCAUGAGCGACGGCUGGCUGCUGGAUCUGGAGACGCGAGUCUGGGCGAGGAAGGAGCAUCCGCACGAGGACAAGCCACGGCUUUGGCACAGCGCUUGUCCCGGAAGAGACUCAGAUGUGAUUGUGUUCGGAGGAAGUCAUGAUUAUAUUCUUCUGGUGGACAAAGCUAUGCCAGGACUUCAUCGCAAACCAUUCCAGUGUGUUUCAGUCCCAGAUCCUGUGUUUACCACCCAAGCUGAGGCGCGCUGUGGAGAACCGGACCAGCAGAACAUCACAGAACCUAUUCAGAACCGCCCAGUGAUUCGCUUUAUAAGAAGCUACUGCGUAACACUUUAUUUUACAGUGUCCUUGAUACAUAAGUUACAUGUACUUACAGAUGACAUCACAGUUUCCUCCAGAGCGGCUAUAUAUAUAAAUUAACUUAAAUUAAUAACUUUUUUACAACAAAAAUUACCCAUCACUGAACUUACUUAAGCUGGACUGUGACGCUAUUCUCUUCUAUAAACAAACUGUGUGUCAU